Molecule: messenger RNA, 7502 nt
Organism: Styela clava
Lineage: Eukaryota; Metazoa; Chordata; Ascidiacea; Stolidobranchia; Styelidae
Source: RefSeq, a predicted model, not a curated record
UGAUAAAUCUAGCAUUAGCUUAUUUCCGGAUUUUGUUUGUUUUGAUGAUGUUUUGUGAACUUUUGGAAAGUUGUUGUUUUUCGCGACUUCAGUCGUGUUUGUCAGGUUUUUGGACCGAAUAUGAUUUUUUUUUGAUGGAAUAGACAUUUUUUAAGUGCAAGGGUCUUCAAAAUGGAUUUAAAUACAGCUUUAUCGAUGGAGGCGUUGGAAAUGGAAAAAAUGAAGAGGAAAAACGUUCGAUCGCCUGGUGUUGUAAAUGGACAAUCGAAUGGAUCUUCGUUUACUACUCCAUCCACCUCCAUGCAACAACAACAGGACCUAAUUUCAUUCUCGGACAAUCCUCUAUCCAUACCUGACGUUGAAUUGGACUUAGCAUUCUUUGAACGACAAAAUACCAGCGAUUGGAUUUCCCAUGGGAUUAAUUCCGCACGUAGCAAAAGUGCAAAUGACUUUUCUAAAUACAAUCAACUUCAGCAGAGUCUAUUUCGAGCACAGACAACUCGAGCGGCGACGAUAUCUGAAAUAAAGCGAUCAGGAAGCUCUGAUAAUUUUCAGCAGUAUUUUGAUUAUUCUGUGUUUAAUGCUUCAACAGCAAAUUCAAGUUUAUUGACAGCAACAACAAAGCAAGUUACUCAUAGCUCAGUGCCGCCAAGUCCUUUUAAAGACAAUUUUGUUCCGACCAAAAUUUCUCCACAGAGUGUGUUUCAACGUCCAUAUAGUCCUAUUCAUCAGCAUGCAAAUACAAUGAAAGCCAGUACGCCACCUGCAAUGAGCAAUACUUCUCAGCAUUUUCCUUAUACAACAGCAUCACUGUUUUCCAGUCCGUCCUCGCUAAGUAAAUCAUGGGAUAAACAGGCAUUUUCAAUUGGAACUUCACCGCUGACACUAGAACAGAAAGAAUUAGAACCGGACAAAGAAACGAAAUCAAAAGCCGAUGAAAUUAACGAUGUAUUCCAAAGAUGGUUGGAUGAUAGUUGGAACAAUAAAGAAGAGGGAGAUGACAAUUUUAGUGAAGGAAGUAUCAAGUCAGAAUCUAGUUCUUCACCUUUGAGUGACUGGAAGGAAUGGGAUCCACUUCACAUUGCAUCAGCAAGCAAUAUUGUAUCCUUUGGUGAAAAUGAAGGUGCAAAACAACAACAGCAAGUAGCAGAAUCUAACAAAAUUGAUGAAACUGAUAUAGAUAGAACAAGAAGUCUCACUGAAUUGCACUACGAAUCUCCAAAUCUUCUCAACGAUACUUCAAAAGAACAAUUCCUCAAUUCAAUGGUGCAAGUUCAUUCUACAUUCCCAUGCAACGACCCAAUGUCGAAUCCUGGAUACUUGAUAAGUCCAAUGAUGCCCAAAUGGCAAAAUACGGGAAAUGAUGAAAAGGAUUCAAAUACAAUCAAAGUAUCGAUUACCACAGAAGGAAUAGAUGAGCCCGUUGUCUUCACUUGCAAUAUAAAUGCUGCCGUCGAGCUUGUUGUCAGUCAAGCAUUAUGCAUUGCCCAUGAAGAUAUCAGUCAAAUCAUAACAUCAGAUUACAGGUUUAAAGUUACUGGAAGACAAGAAUUUCUUUUGAGUGGAACGACACUGAACUUGUAUGAACUUGUACAAGAUUGCAUCAAGUUUGAGGAAGAUGUGAGAUUGCAACUUGUACAUAAAGAUAAUGUCGAUAAAACCCUUGGAAGAAUGGAAUCUGAUUUGCACCAUGAAGCAUUGAAACAACAUCUGACUUCAGCAAUAAAGGGAUCUUCUGUUACAAGCGAUGACAUCCAAAUUGUUCAAGAUGCUUUUUUGACUGAAAUUCAGAAACUUCAACACAAGGCUAUGAUUCAAUCAAACUUGACGGCAUCACAACAAUGUGAUAGAAUCCAUCAAACAGUGAAGGCAGUAAAACAGGUUCUUGGCACAAUAGAAACAAAUGAUAUUACUCAUUCAAUGUUAAAACUACGAAAUGCGAUUGAAAAAUCAGACUCUGGUAGCCCAAGACAAGAUGUCUUCAACAUUGAUGGUUCUGCAACUGCUAAACCUACCAGUGCAAUAUUAAUAACGUCAGACAGAACAAUGUCAAGACAAGAUCAUAUCGAUAAAUCCGUCGAACAUCUAUCUCAUGCUGUCUAUUCAUUCAUUGAAAUGUAUUCAAAGGCUGCUGAAAUUGAUUCGUCAUGUAGUAAUCAGAUUCCGUCAUGUAUAUCAUGCAACGUGCAGGAUCUCGUCACUCUCAAUAUAUUGUCUGUUCAUAGAUUACCACAUAUGUGGGCAACUAUGUAUGAAGAGUACUAUGUCUCUUGUCAACUGUUAUAUGGCAACCAUGAAUUAUGUGGCAAAGUCAACACAAAACCAGUAAAAGCAAAUAAAGCUUACCACGGAAGAAUUACAUGGAAUAGCUGGUUGACUUUUCCAAUCAAAGUGAGUGAUUUACCGAGAGAAUCUAAAUUAUGUUUAACAUUACAUGGAUAUCAAACUGGCAAUGAAUCUGGAAAAAGUGAAAAAAUUACUGCUAAAGAAUUAUCUUGGGUCAAUGUUGCUCUUUAUAAUCACAGAAAUUUUCUUUACCAAGGAGGUUCAUUACAUGGUAUGUGGUCUGCUUCUGGCAUUACUCCGCAAUUAAAAGCAAGUGCCUUGUCUUCAUCUAAUAUAACAAACAAUGACAGCGUGGUUAUAUCGAUACAACUUCUAUCGUCGCAGCAAAAUAAAAGUUGUUUGUUUCCUCCUUAUUCCAUACGUCUGCAGUUACCAAGGACACUUCCAAAUGGCGUAUCAAUGUCCUCACUCGAUGAAAGCACUCAACAAGAUCUCACUCAUAUUUUGAGUAAAAAUCCUCUCUCAAAACUGACAGAUCAUGAAAGAGAAUUACUGUGGAAAUACAGGCACAUAAAAGAAUAUGUGCAAUCUCGUGGUUCUCUGGCUCGAAUUUUACGCAGCGUUCCGUCCUGGUCAUCGAAAAAUUUGUCAACGGUCUAUCAACUUUUGGAAACAUGGCCGAGAAUCGAACCAAUCGAAGCGUUCGAAUUAUUAUCAGUUUCUUUUCCUGAUGUGUACGUCCGAAAAUUUGCGAUCCGAUGCAUCCAACAAGCAGAAGAAGAUGAAAUUCAUGAUUACUUGGUCCAAUUAACUCAAGCUCUCAAAUACGAGAUGUUCCAUGAUUCUACUCUCGCAAGAUUUUUGCUAAGAUCGGCACUCGGAAGUUUGAGAAUUGCUCACAAGUUAUAUUGGCUACUUUCUGAGAAUGUGAGCAACAGUUACUAUGGAGAAAGAUAUAAACUGAUGUUGAAUAUAUUGGAAGGAGCAAGUGGAUCUAGAAUGAAGAAAGAGUUUGACAAGGAGAUGUACUUUGUCAAAAUGGUCAACAGAGUAGCUGAAGCUGUUAAAUAUGCAAAAGACAAUGCAAGAACCACAGUGCUUCAAACUGAACUAAUCAAAGUGGUGUCUCGAGUUAAAAAACAUAGUUUCAGACUUCCAACAAACCCAGCACUUGUGUCAAAUGGUCUUGAUGUCGACAAUUCAUCGUAUUUUACUUCAAAUGCUAUUCCACUGAAACUUGCAUUUAAUAAUGCAGAGUCGGAUCCGAAACAUUUCCAUCUUAUGUAUAAGGUCGGUGAUGAUUUGAGACAAGACGUUUUGACAAUGCAGUUGGUUAGGAUUAUGGAUAAACUGUGGUUGGCAGAAGGAUUGGAUUUGAAAAUUAUCACUUUUGCUUGUUUGUCAACUGGUCAAAAUAGAGGUUUCAUUGAACUUGUAUCAGACUCUAUUACAUUGAGAGAAAUUCAGUCGAGUUAUGGACUUACUGGUGCUUUCAAGGAUAGACCGAUCGCGGAAUGGCUGCAAAAACAUAACCCAACUGCUAUCAGUUAUGAAAGGGCUGAAGAAAACUUUACAUUGUCUUGUGCUGGGUACUGUGUUGCUACCUAUGUUCUUGGAAUUUGCGAUCGUCACAAUGACAAUAUAAUGUUACGACAAUCAGGUCACUUGUUUCACAUCGACUUUGCAAGGUUUCUCGGUCACGCACAAAUGUUUGGGAAUAUUAAAAGGGAUCGAGCUCCUUUUGUUCUUACUUCUGACAUGGCAUAUGUGAUCAAUGGCGGAGAUCGUCCUUCUUCAAGAUUUCAUGAUUUUGUUGAUAUUUGUUGUCGAGCUUUCAACAUCAUCAGGAAAAAUUCACAUAUCUUCAUUAACUUGUUGUCUUUGAUGAUACAUUCUGGAAUCCCUGAACUGAAGUCGAUAUCGGAUUUAAAAUAUGUUUAUGAUGCUUUGAAACCGGCUGCGAGUGAGAGUGAAGCAACGGCUAUGUUUACAAGGUUAAUCGAAGCUAGUUUGUCAUCAUCAUUUACGAAGAUAAAUUUUUUUAUCCACAAUCUUGCGCAACUACGUUUCCAUGGCAAUGAAAGUGAGGACAAAAAAUCUUUGUCUUUUGCAUCAAAAAUUUACACUGCGGAUGAAGACGGCGUUAUAGUCGAUGCAUCUGUCAUCGGAUAUCAUAAGAAAUAUAAUCCAGAUAAAUAUUAUGUGUUCUGCAUCAGGUUAAAACGAGAUAUGAGAUCUGGUGAAACUUAUGUUUAUCGAACGUUCAAUGAAUUCGCAGAACUUCAUAACAAACUAUCCAUGAAUUUUCCUUCUUCGAAACUACCAAGUUUUCCAAAUCGAGUUAUUGUUGGACGAUCUCAAAUCAAGCAAGUGGCUGAACGACGCAAAACUCAACUCAAUGGAUAUCUGAAUGCAAUUUUGCAUGCUCAUCUCGACGUUUCAAAGAGUGACUUGAUCUAUACUUUCUUCCAUCCGAUGUUACGUGAUGAACAAGGAUAUUCUAGCACUGGAACUAAGACUCGAGCAGCAGUUGGAAACAACAUCAGCGGAGAAAUCAAGUUAUCGAUUCAUCAUAAAAAUAAUGCAUUGUUUAUUAUGGUAAUGCAUUGCAGGAAUUUGUUGUCUCCUGAUGGAAACGAUCCUGACCCGUACGUGAAAACAUAUUUGAUACCUGAUCCUUCUCGAUCUACAAAACGAAAAACCAAGGUCGCUAGAAAGACAUUGCAUCCUACCUAUAAUGAAAUGUUGAUAUAUGAUGGUUCAUCCUCUGACAUAAAGAACAAGCAAUUGUAUGUUUCGGUAUGGAAUUAUGAACAACUGAACGAAAAUGAUUUUCUUGGAAGUGUCACAUUGAAUCUAGAUAAAAUGGACUUGAGUAAAGAUAAUACUGCUUGGUAUCCUCUCACAAAGUGAUUUCACCGUAAUUUCAAUUCUCAUGAAUCCAUUUGGUGCAUUUGAAUUCACGAAAUAGAAUGAAAGUGAUAAAAAGUAUAGGAUAGCAAAUACCUCACUUUUAAUUAUCGUAGGAUUUCUAAUUUUUAAAUUUUGUUAAACUAACAUUUUCAUUGCCUUUUCUCUUAUGGGUUUUCAUCUUACAUAUUCAUUUUUUGAUUGGUUAAUUUGUAUUAGUAUCAGUGGUGGAAUUCAGCCAGUUCGCACCGGUUCUAUAGAACCUUUGUGAACUUUUGUGAUGGAACCGGCUGACAAAAAAUUUGAAUCUCACCACUGAUUAGUGAUGUCUUGCUAGAAUAUGUCCUCGAUCUUCCGUCUUGAUGGGUAUGAUGUUAAAUGAUCCGUCCAUUUCUUCUUCGCUGCUAAACCAAUUUGCAGCAAUUUAUUUUUGUAUUUUGGAGGGUAUUUAAAUUAUUGCUCUUAGAACUGUAGAAGACAAAUACUGGUAUUUAAGGAUUUAUGAUGAUUAUCAAAAUUUUUGAAAAAGAAUUUUUCCUUGGAAAAAAGGUGAUUUGAAGUCUCCAAUAAUAUAGCCUUGCUCUUAGCUCUGUCCAUACCUGGCUUAAUCAACUCAUAUUUCAACGUCUGAUUUUACUAGUGUCAAACUUUUAAGGCUUUUCAUUCCUAAUCCUGUUUGUCUCGUUGUCCAGGCAUAGAGCAUUUUUGACUCAUGAAACCGAAAUAUAUAAUUAUAAAUAAAAUUUUAUACAAAUCAGCAUCUCAUCAAACGGUUACAUUUUUGAUGUGAACUUUGUUUCAGCUCUUAGCAAGAUUUCCUAUUAAGAAUAGGUAUAUACAGAAAACCUUGAACCUUCAGUGCCAAAGUAAUUUUGGUAGUAAUCAUAUACACUUCUCAUAUUAAUUGUCAGAUUGUAGCAAAACUUCGUAAUGUAUCAUAUGCGCAAAAUCUGGUAUGUUUACUUCUAUUUUUUUUCUUACAAAACCGUAUGUGCAAUAUUACCAUGUAUAUUUCAGCAGUAGACUUGAACAAUUUUUUUUUUUACGAUUUAUCUAAACACGGUGUAACUGGACAAGCCAUAUCAAAGUGGUAAGAUAUCAUUAUUUGACACAUCGUGGAUGACCGGUGGCCGGGAAGCUCAUUUGGAGCAAAAAUGCUGAACUCUCUAGUGUUCAAUUUCAAUAUUAAAUCAUGUGGAAAUUUGUUGAUAUUAAAAAGCAGGGUUGUGUAGUAUACACCAAGCCAUUUGAAAAAUGACUCUGGCUCAAGGUGAAUAAAAAUUUAGACCGCACGCUCAGAGAAGACAAAAUUAUAAAAACAAAAAUUUUGGCGUAUGCUAACCUUUUUUAUUGUCUGUUGCAAAUUCUUUGUAAACUUGGUACUUUCUGACUUUAAUUACCACUUUAUGAAACUAUUCUGUCUGCAAACAAUUCAAAACUUCUAGUCAUCUUUAUUUUAUUUGAAAUGCCUUAUAAUUUGAAAACAGUUUUGAACAAAUUCGCGAUAAAGACUGUUUUUGAUAUUAAAAUAGUUGGUAAAAAAUAAUUGGAAGAUGUCUCUCAACUUUUGGAAAAAAAGUUUGUAAAAAUAUUUCAAAGUAUGGUCCAGUAUGCUAUUGUAUAUUGCAAAUUGAAUAGUUCUUCCAUUCAAAUGAAGCAUAUAUAUAUAUCCGAGUUUAGUGCCGUGUAAAAGCAGCGCAAUUAUAUAUUUUUUUUCUUGAAAAUUGUAUUAUAUGCAUGUGCUUGAUUUUGAAGAUAAUUCUAUUUCACUGAUUUUAGAAUAAUUUCAACGCGAAGAUUUGAAGAAUUUUUAUUUUGAUCAAUUGAUUGUAAGCAAUCAAUUUUUGAUACUAUAUCAGUUAAACAUGCGAAUUCAAUAUUUGAUUAUUUUUUUGAAUAUAUUUGAGCUUUUCAGAACCUAUUGUACACAUCUAUAAUGGUUUAAAUAAUGAUUUUCCUUACUUUGAAAAACUCUUGCUUUUUAGAGAAGUCUUCAAUCCACUGAAAAUGUACAAUAAUAAUUAGUGCUGGUGCUUAUUCCCAGUUUAAAGUUCAGCCAAGGAUGGACCACAGUCGUUCUUCCCUUGUCAUAUUCUUGAGUCAAUUGUUACCAAUACCAUUCAUUCACUUUUAAAAUUCCUGAUUUUUUCACAGCAUGAUUUUUUUUGUUCCAUAUCAUAUAAUAUUAAUUCUUCAGUUUUGUGCUUCAAUGAUUAAAAAAACGUGCUACCAAGUGUUUAUCUUCGGUAGCAUGGAUAUAAAAUGCUAAUUUUAAUAAUUUUUCUAAUAAAGCAAAAUUAUUUGAA